Molecule: messenger RNA, 906 nt
Organism: Morone saxatilis (striped sea-bass)
Lineage: Eukaryota; Metazoa; Chordata; Actinopteri; Moronidae
Gene: cfd
Product: complement factor D (adipsin)
Exons: 5
Coding region: 69-893 (274 amino acids)
Biological process (GO): proteolysis
Molecular function (GO): serine-type endopeptidase activity
Source: RefSeq, a predicted model, not a curated record
GUUUUUCUUUCCUUCCAGUGAAGUCUUUAAAACACGGUUGCUGGUUCUGGUUUAGUUAAACCGGCAUCAUGGUGUCAGAGAAAGACGUUCUGGUGGCUGUUUUUGUUUUUGCCCUCGUCUCACAGAGUGAGGGUAUAAUUGGUGGCAGAGAGGCAGUGCCACACUCUCGGCCCUACAUGGCCUCCAUCCAGGUGCCAGAAGGAGAGAAUAUGAAACAUGAGUGUGGAGGGUUUGUGAUUGCAGAUCAGUGGGUGAUGACUGCAGUACACUGUCUGCCAACAGGGCCAAAUGGAAGGAGAGUAGUGCUGGGUCUCCAUUCUCUGAGUGAACCUGAAGAGACAAAGCAGACAUUUGAUAUUUUGGAACUUUACAAUCACCCACAAUUCAGCAUGACAAAUUAUAAUAAUGACAUUGCUUUAAUUAAGUUGGAUCGUCCAUUUAACGCCUCUGACGCUGUUAGAGCACUGGAAUUCAUGCGAUCAGGUGGCACAAACCCCGACACAGGUGCAGAGGUUGAAACAGCCGGCUGGGGAUCCACUGAUAACCUUGGGUCCAGACCAGACAAGCUCAAGGAGGUGGUCAUGGAUGUGUUCAGCUGGAAACGGUGCAGGCGCAGCGACUACUUUGGCUCAAAGGUCACCAAUAACAUGAUGUGUGCACAUAAAAUAUGCCCAGAACCCUGUGAUAAACCACACAGGAAGGAAGACAGUUGUGAUGGUGAUUCUGGAGGUCCUCUGCUCUACAAUGGCAUUGCAGUGGGAAUCACUUCCAACGGAGGAAUGAAGUGUGGUCAAAUUAAAAAGCCUGGAAUUUACACUGUAAUCUCCCACUACACCGAGUGGAUUGACAACAUCAUGGCCGUGCAGCCUCCUACACAGGACCCGAGCAGUUAAAUAACGAAAGCCG